AUGUCUCGAGCUGUGCUCAUCACCGGCGCCACCGGCAAACAAGGGGGCAGCGUGAUUCAAGCCCUUCUCGACCAAAAUGCAGAUUUUGAAAUUCUCGCAGUCACCCGUGAUGCUUCGUCAAAUAGUGCGCAGAAGCUCCAGAGAAAGUCCACGAAUAUCAAGCUCGUUGAGGGGAAUCUGGAUCAGCCAGAAGACAUUUUUAUCGCCGCCGAGAAGGCUACAUCGCAGCGCAUCUGGGGGCUUUUUUCCGUGCAGGUUCCCGCCACGGGGAGUUCAAAUCAGGACAUCGAAGAAAAGCAGGGCAAAGACCUGGUCGAUGCCGCCCUGAAGCAUAAUGUCAAGUUUUUCCUAUACUCGUCCGUUCAACGGGGCGAUAACUCAUUUGAGAAUCCCACGCCUGUUCCCCACUUUAUCAGCAAACACAACAUUGAGCAUUACCUUGUCAGAAGAGCCGAAGUCUCGGGGAUGGAUUAUACGAUUCUGCGACCGGUCGCUUUUCUCGAUAACUUUACUCCGGACUUCUUUGGCAAGGUCUUCACGACCUCUUGGAAAGUGGCCCUCAGAGAGAAACCUUUGCAGGUCAUAUCAACCAGGGAUAUUGGCUUUUUUGGUGCAAAGGCAUUCCUGAAUCCUGACCAGUAUAAGGGAAAGGGUCUUUCGCUUGCUGGCGACGAACUCACCUUUAAAAAGAUGGCUGAGAUCUUCAAAGCCAAAACUGGCAAAAACGUGCCUUUGACUUAUGAAUUCAUCUGUCGGUUUCUCAUGUGGAUGAUGAAGGAUUUCGGUUACAUGAUGCAGUGGUUCUACGACGUUGGGUAUGGCGCAGAUAUCGCCGCUAUGCGGGAGAUCCACCCCGGUUUGAAGACCUUUGAGGAAUGGCUUGAAGUGGAAAGCGAAUUUGAUACCAAAUAA
This is a messenger RNA of Penicillium argentinense, 912 nucleotides long. RefSeq lists its product as uncharacterized. The transcript is spliced from 2 exons. Gene Ontology annotation, cellular component: ribosome. Gene Ontology annotation, biological process: translation. NCBI's taxonomy places the organism in Eukaryota, Fungi, Ascomycota, Eurotiomycetes, Eurotiales, Aspergillaceae. Gene Ontology annotation, molecular function: structural constituent of ribosome. The record is from RefSeq and is a predicted model, not a curated record. Bases 1 to 912 code for a protein of 303 amino acids.